This is a messenger RNA of Plodia interpunctella (Indianmeal moth), 4008 nucleotides long. RefSeq names its product cyclin-dependent kinase inhibitor 1-like. The transcript is spliced from 2 exons. Gene Ontology annotation, molecular function: cyclin-dependent protein serine/threonine kinase inhibitor activity. The record is from RefSeq and is a predicted model, not a curated record. Bases 335 to 865 code for a protein of 176 amino acids. Lineage: Eukaryota; Metazoa; Arthropoda; Insecta; Lepidoptera; Pyralidae. Gene Ontology annotation, biological process: regulation of cell cycle. Gene Ontology annotation, cellular component: nucleus.
GAUGACGCGAGCGCUGUGAUCGCGCUUCGACCAUUUCAUUUCGUUCCCCCAUUUUUUUUAUUAGUCGACGUCUGAAUGCGUUGCGGAUAGGUCGUAUCGCGUUUUGUUAUCAUAUCGUCGCGUCACUCACGACUUGUUUACGCUUACAAAACUAAUAACAAUUGAUAUUCUUAUUGGUGCGUGAUGAACAGAACAGUUACUCAGUUGUUACAUUUAUUAUUAUCUAUUGCCGCGUGCUGUGACUGAUUUUUGACCUUGUUUGCGCUAGGUAAAGAGCGUGGUGGAUGCUAUUGGUGAAGUGCGUCGCUGUGUAGUGCGCUUGGACUUUGAAGAUAUGUCUACAUUGAGUGUAAGAGCCCCUGGCCUGACGGCCACAUCCAUCCUCGACGCCAAGUCGCUGCGAAUCCGCGGUCUUACGACACUCGACGGCGUGCGAAGGAACCUAUUUGGGUGUACAGACAGAGAAGAAAACAGAAGGUUCGCUGAGCGAGAGCUAAAAAGGCAGUCCGAACUCGAUAGUGAGAGAUGGGGCUUCGAUUUCGCAAAUGAAACGCCUUUACCGGGUCCACAAAGAUUUGCUUGGCAAUUGGUACCGGCAACCAGUGUUCCAGCAGCUUUGAGGAGGGCACCGAUGACAAUUACGACUCCAAAUCAGAAUACUACUCCACAGGAGAAGAAUAUUUCGAGUCCAGAGCCUACCAAAACCCAAAAGAGGAUGACAGAUUUCCUGAAGCCUCGCAAGCGGUUAUCGACCAGUGGAAAGAAGUCGCCGGCUCACUCCCACAAGCACGAGUGCGGCCACGGGGCUCAUAUCCGCCCCCCCAAAGUGGCACGCCUCAGCCAACCCCACUUCAAGAGGAGCUAGACCACAAACAACCAGAACUCGACUAAUGGCAGCUACACAACCGUUGCCCGGGUUCUAAAAUCCUAAUUUAUUGUUUUUACUAUGUGAAAACGGAUUUAUUUUGUUAAGUAAUUUGUAAGAUGGUUUCAGGCCCGUGUCCCGGUAGACCCGGGUCGUGGUGGCGACGUGUUCCGAAAUAAUUGAGGUCUAUUAUGUCAAUGUGUCAAAUUAUAUUCAAAGAUUCAGUAGUUUGUUUUACUAAAGGAAGAAAUAUGUUGUGAUACUCACAAAGUAGAUCAGUCCAACUAUGAUUUUAUAUUUCAAUUUUUUGUUCAUUUGUUAGAGUGAAUUCAUUUGCUCUAGUAUUAUCAUUCUUGAUCAAUAAUUGUGGAUCUUUAGUAGUAAAUAACUUUUUGCAGUAACAUUUUAUACUUUUGUCAUGUUUAAAAGACAUUUUGAUUGUAAGCAUUUUCCGCUACUUAUCGUAAUUUAAAGCAUCACACAAAUCUUGUAACCAGAGAGACGCUAGCUUCGUGUCUGAAACUGCAAUAUUUAUAAUAUAUUACGACAUUAAUUUUAAGUUAUUAUGAUCUCCUUUCGUAUGUAAAUUAAGUUAUAUUAGAUUUAGUUUAGAAAUAGUUGCGACUUUCAAAAUUUUAAAUAAGGUUUGGUCCGUGUCCUGAAGUUCAGUACUCAAAACGAAAUGGCUCAAUGGAGCGUUCACUCUUUGCUGAAAUUAAAUUUUGGUUGAGAACUCCCAACGCUUUUUCGACGCAUUUCACGCUAAAGAACAAUUUCCUUUCGUCCCUUUCUCUCUUCAAUGAACGCGAGAGAGACGUAAGAAAUAUGUUCUGAAAUAACAACAAAAGUCUAAGUAUAAUGUAAGUGAAACACAAAUACACAAUCGUGAGGGAUUUCGUCCAUCGACGGAGCAAUUCGCCAACAUUAUUUCAUUACGUAAGAUUUAAAAACUUGAGUAUUUGUGUUUGAUUCAUCCUAAACUCUAGCAUAUUUGUUUUGUUGUUGUAUUUUAAUGGAUUAUAUCUUUAUGAAUAUUGACGAUUGUUUUUUUUUUAUAAUUGAAUUUCUAAACGAGUUAGAUAGUAGCUUUGCGUAGUUUUCCAUUUGUAAUUCUGAACAAACAAUUCGGUCUCCAACCGCGGCCCUUUAUAAAAAGUACAAAUUGUUUCAUCGUUUUAGGUCGAAGGGCCGAGGUCUGCAAAUAAAAGUCAGGUGUCAUUAUCAUCAAAUUCAUUAAUCUUAGAUUGUAGAACUAUGGUAUAUUUUAUUUCUUUUAAUAACUGAUACAUACACUGGGUAUGUCAAGUUUUUAACGGCGUCUGUCGUGACUUCUGGAACCAAAGUGCCGGCGAGUCCGGCCUAGACUUAAUGAAAUUUUAAAUGAACUUAAUGAUUGACGACUAGAGUGAAUUAUUUACAGUACUGUUGGUAAUUUCUGACUCUUUAAGUGUUCUUUUAUAGCAUGUUUUGACGUUAUUUCAGAUAAUUAUAUGAAUUAUGUUCUGUGUGUUCUCUAAAACAAACGCAGUAUUUACUACUUGACAAAACAGGUGUGCAGAAUUAACUUUAGUUAUAUUUUGUAUAUCUCUCGUGUCAAAUAUGUAAAUAAACUUAACGAAUACUAGGCUAUAAAACACAGUGCAUAGAUUAUUGUAACUUAUGAUUCAUAAAUAUGCCUCUGUUUGUGAGAAGACACCAAAAUGUUUGGUAUAAAAAUUGUUAUUUAUUUUUCUUAACCAAUAUUUUUGUAACGACACGAGCAUUCUCCCUUUCGUAAUCACCGUCAGAAAGAAGUAUGAAGAAUAUAUAUGUAUAAAUAUAUAUUUAAAUACUGGCCACUCUCUAUCUUGUAAUUUUUAAUAUAAUAUUUUUCUUUAACACCUGUGAUGUAUUAAAUAUGAUCUCAGAAAAUAAUUUAACUUUACGCAAUAUCAUAUUUAAUUUAAUGUUAGUUACGUGUUGUAUGUAACUAAGACAGUGUCCCUGCAUUUGUAUGAGAAACAGUUUAAUACAUCAGUUAAUUUUAUUUCGUUUAUUAUGGUAUGUGUAGUUAGGACAUAGUGCAGUGCAGUUCUAUACAUAUUGGAAAAUUCCGAAUUAAGUUGGAUUAUGUUUUGUGAUUAUAUGUUUUUGAAAAUAUAUGUGACUGUUACUAUUUUCAUGUUUAACAAUUUGUGGUGUUGUUCUAACUGCUAGAGCAGUACAGUGUUCGACAAAGUGAUAAUAGCGUACGCUGCUUGACGUGUCAUUGCAACGCGUAUUCUCAUCUCUUUCAUCACAUCUAUGAUUGUGUCGACGAGAAUAUAUUUGUCUCAUUCACACAAACUUACAUGAGCAUAGAAUGGUGACAUGUUAAAUUCGCCAUUUCUGUCGCACUUUAGAUAUGUGUCUGAGCCAGUCUGAUGGCCUAUAAAAUAAUUGCAGUAUGUAUAUCGCUUGAAAUUCUGCCAAAAAUUAAUCCCAUUUAAUUAAUUAUUUUCCAAAUGUAAUCGAGGUGGUGUGGUGCGUUGAGGCUGGAGAAUGUUUUGUAAGUUUGCUUUUUUGUAUGAGUCUUUUGUAUGAGUUUGGUUUUAAAAUACAAAAAUACAGACAAGUAAAUAGUUGUAAAGGCCCUUGGCACUGUAUAUUAGAAGCACCAUGUGUAUUUAUUAUGGGGUCGGCCUGUGUGGGAUACACGAAAUGUAUGUUUAAUUGCCUAUAAGCCGCAGAGGUGAUUGUAAUAUUUUUUUAAAACGUGCCAAAUAACAUAUACUGGAACCAUUUGUAGUAUACGAGUAGUUGUUUGGUCUUGAGAUCUAUACGGGCUCUGUCAAACCAAUCUUGCAUGUUCUCAAUAGUUGUUUAAAGCUACAUUAUAAGGGUGGGUUGCACCAGUCAACUUUGACGUUAACUUUAAUCUCGUCGUCUUAAUAGUACUUUACGUUUUUCGACGCAAGUUAAAGUUAAUGUCAAUGAACUGAUGCAACCGAACCUUAGUGAUAUAUUGUCAAUAUGAGAGCUGUUUUUUCUGCAAUAGAAGCGUAAAUACGCUUACUCUUGUAAAUACAUGAGAAAGUAAUUAAUUCUAUAUUAUAUCAAGCUAAUAAUAUAAUAUUUCUAAUGUAUAAACGACUUACAUUUAGUUAAAAAAGCUUACUCCGUAA